This is a messenger RNA of Electrophorus electricus (electric eel), 3681 nucleotides long. RefSeq names its product activating transcription factor 7b (gene atf7b). The record is from RefSeq and is a predicted model, not a curated record. NCBI's taxonomy places the organism in Eukaryota, Metazoa, Chordata, Actinopteri, Gymnotiformes, Gymnotidae. Gene Ontology annotation, biological process: regulation of DNA-templated transcription. Gene Ontology annotation, molecular function: DNA-binding transcription factor activity.
UUGUAAACACCAAUACUUCCACGAGAUCAGCGGCAGGACGUGGCAAUAUUUUUAAAUACCGUUUGUGUAGAGCAUUUCUACGUCGGUUGGAUUGCCAGCUCUACAUGUCAGCACAGGUGCUGCUGUCAUCGUAGGCGCUAGAAGUUAGCAUUAGCUUAUUAGCACAAGCAAGUAGCAAACACUGUCCAGCAGCUAACGUUGGGUUAGACAGGCGUUGUUUGUGCCAGCUAAAACGGUUAGCUAGCUACUUGUAAACCUCUUGGCUAGUUACCGUACGCAUGUUCGGUAGUUGACUUCUUGCUAUGCUACGAUAUCACGAACUUUCCCUGGCAAUGUUUUUGAGUGUCUUAGUCCUUAGCUAGCUAGAAGAUAUAAUAGUAGCCAAGGCUGCUAGCGAGCAAGCUAACGUUAGCUAGCAAAUGUCGUCAGGUCAUCCUGCCCGGGCGAGACAAUCUAUAUGCUUAUGUUGCAUAAAUGUUUUCAUGGAUGAUUACAUUUUGCAAACAGUCGAAGUGUUCAUUUUUAUAAUAACCCUGGCGAACAGGAUAACUCACGCCUAAGCGCAUCCUUAUGUUGUGUUGUAGAAGUGAAACAAGAACUAUUUGAUGUAAAAUGGGGGACGAUCGACCUUUUGUUUGCUCUGCCUCAGGCUGUGGACAGCGGUUUACCAAUGAAGAUCAUUUGGCAGUACAUAAACACAAGCAUGAGAUGACUUUGAAGUUUGGACAGACUCGGACUGACACUGUUAUUAUUGCAGAUCAGACACCCACUCCCACCCGUUUUCUGAAAAACUGUGAGGAGGUGGGUUUGUUCAGUGAACUUGACGGCUCCUUUGAGCAGGAGCUCCGCAAAAACCAGGAGGAGGAAGAGAGGAGAGCCAAAGCUACAAUUUCUGCUCUGCAAACUUCCUCUGAGAUGAAGGAAAGAGAAGGACCACUGGAGAUUGACUCCUCCCCUCCUGAUAGCCCUUCCUCUGCUUCUAGCAUGUCAGAGAGCAAAGACUCUGUGACUGUGGUGAAGGAGCCUGUUACCAUAAGGAACAACAAGGAUGUGCCUCCACGGACAGCAGCAAGCUCUGCACCUACACCUACCAUAGUGCGACCAGGGUCUCUCCCUCUUCAUCUAGGAUAUGACUCUAUGAACCCAACUCAGCCCUCCCCUACUUCUGUCAUCACCAGAACCCCUCCCUCCAACAGACUCAGCUCCCCCUCUGCUUCCUUUCCUAUGAUGUUGCAGCUUCCAAAUGGUCAGACUGUUCCUUUGCUACCCAGCCCUGGUCAAACGUCAGUAAUAUCAUUGGCCAGGUCAUCAAAUACAGUGCCCAAUAUCCCUGGGAUUCCAGGGCCUCCUAUUGGUGGAAACAGCAGUGGCUCCUCCUCUCCAUCUGGAUACGGAUCACAUAAUGAAGCCAAGAUGAGGUUAAAGGCAGCACUGUCACCACAAAGUGUUAGUGGAACAACGCCAACCCAGAAAACUGAACUUAGUGAGACACUUUCACCAGCUCAACCACAGGUGUCUCCGGCACCACCGAGGGGCGGGCGCAGACGUCGGGCGGCAGAAACGGAGCCGGAUGAGCGUCGGCGACGCUUUCUGGAGCGAAACCGAGCCGCUGCAUACCGAUGCCGGCAAAAACGCAAAGUGUGGGUCAACGCUCUGGAGAAGCGCGCGGAGGAGCUAGCCUCUGCUAAUGUUGCGCUCACGAAUGAAGUGUCUUUCUUGAGGACUGAAGUGACACGUCUGAAAGAAUUGCUGCUGACUCACAAGGACUGUCCUGUUACUGCCAUGCAGAAAAAAGCCUACCUAGCUGCAGGUGUGGAUGAGAGCUCUGUGUCUGCUCUGGUGCUGCCAGUCUCAGUCCCUGCCCCUGUGUCUGUGAACGGCUUGAGCGUCCGAGCAGCGGAGGCUGUGGCUGUCCUGGCUGGGAUGGGCUCUGGCCAGUGGAGCGGUGUGUCUGGAGACAUGCCCUCCCAAUCACAGCCCACUUCCAGAUGAUAAUCAUGUGGCUCAGCCAGUGGGAACUGGGUUCUGAUGAGGUGGGUCUUUCAAAGAAGUCCAAUGUCAGCUCUUCUUCCCUGGAACUAUUCGUCACGCUGUCUUUGUACAUGCUCUUUGUCUAUGACCAAUGGGAUCAUCACUAUAACCUGGUCAUGCCCCCCCCCCCCCCCCCCCCCCCCCAAAAAAAAGUGUGACCUGUCACAUGAUGUCGCUGGCAGACUACCCAGACUAGGACGCACUGCAGUAGAAACCUUAUGUCGUCUUGUGUCAUUUGUCACAUAGACGCGCGCGCGCACUCACACGCGCGCGUGCGCAAAUCCACGAACCCCCACAUUUACAGCACUUCAGCAUGUUCACACUCUGAUGUGCUCCAGUGAUGUCCAUAUUUUGUUGUUUGCUGGUGUUGUCAUUUUUUUAAGCGGUUCUCUAAAGAAGUUCAUAAAUUUUUCUUCAUAAAUGUUUGACUGCAUGAUUAAGACCACAUAAGAUAGAUGAAUACUAUAUUAUGCAGACACUUUUGGCACUUUCCUUCUGUCUCUUUCCCUCUUUCUUUCUUCUCUGUUUAUUCUGCUUCUUUUUCCUCAGUGUCUUGGUUAAAAAACCUAAAGUCAUUUCUCUCAGGUCUCUUGCUCUGUGGCUGUAUUUGAAUGUGGAAAUUAUUUGCCUCUUAUUAGAGUAACUGAAAGCCACAGAAAGGGUUUGUCUAGAGAGAAAAAUAAGAGCAAUAUAUUUUUAUAUUUGAAUGUCGUUGUGUGUCUGUUUUACAGUCUGUAUUUGAGAUGUACGGGUAGCAUAACCACAAGUGUGUAAUUGCUUUUAUCAUUAAGAAAAAAGUUGCUGUUGAAUUUUAUUUCCUCAUCUGCAAAGCCAAGAAAAGUCUUUUACCCUAGAACUUGAUCCCAAAUGUUUCAGGAUAUUUUGCCUCAAAUGUGGGAACACACGUGUGUGAGUGCACACACCCACACCAAAAUGAGCCCACUGCUUGCAGUUCAUGGAUAGGUUCUGUACAUGUGUAUCAUUGAUAUGUACUGUACUUGUAUAUGAAUGUCAGGGUUCUUUCAUAAUGGUUGAUGCUUUUACCAUAUAUGAGCACAUUUCUUAUUAUGGGGUGUUUUAUUAUAAUCAGAAUGCCUAUUACAAAUGUAUUUGUUUUAUUAAAAAAUGGGAAGGGUUGCCAGGUCCUCGCCAUUGAAUCUUUGUGAUUGACUGACUGUAUAUGGCUUGUUUAGUGACUGAAAAACCCACCCAAUAUCAAACGUCCCUGCGUUUAAUCCCUUCUUAUUAAUCAUUCAAAGAAUUGAUAAUCACUUUUUUUUCAAAAGUUAUAUUCAAUGCCUGGGUACAAUACCAACCUAAAUGCUUUCUUUUGUUCAAAAUAUUUUCCUCUCACUGGCUUUGACUGCUUACUGAUGUAUAUUACUUCCUCCAUCAGGCUCUGUGAGGCCUGCUCAUUCUUGUCUGGCAGUGUGCUUUCUCCCAUGCAAUAGUACUUUGUGAAUGAGGAGCUUUUCUCAGUGCACAUCACUAAUUGAUCUGCAAAUGUGUAACUGGUCAGGCAACCCUUUAACUAGAGCUGUAAAUAUCAGUAAAUAUAAAAUGCGCAUAUAUGUUCAUUGCUGUCUGUACUAUAUUAAUUGAAAUGGUCCUGAAGAUAUAUUGUAAUAAUUAAACAUUAAUGGAUUUCAA